This is a messenger RNA of Adineta ricciae, 1105 nucleotides long. Lineage: Eukaryota; Metazoa; Rotifera; Eurotatoria; Adinetida; Adinetidae. The record is from the annotation of a GenBank genome assembly.
AUGGAUGGUAAAUGUACAACUUCAUACUUUCAUCAGGUUCAUGGAAUUGAAGAAAUCUUCAAAACGGCAGCUGCAAUCAUUAAAGCAAAUAUUGAACUACUCAUAGAAUUGUUAUGGCACUGGUGCAAAAUGAUCCAUGACACGAGUUCUAUACAACUCUCGAGUCCACCAGGAUGCCCACGUAUUAUUCGAACAAAGGCAGCAAUCGAAAAGCUAAUAGUCUUGGUAUUUCGAGAACGAGUAUUCAGCGAAUACUCAGAAACGAUCUGGGUCUUCGUUCCUACAAAAAGUUAUGAAGGUUUGGUAGAUCAUGCAAGAUAUAUCCGAGAGGUGCUUCCCAUCACACUCGAAUAUGGUGCUCAAGUCUACGGAAAUCAAUGGACUUUCCAACAAGAUGGUGCAAAACCGCACAUUCAUUAUUUAACGCAACAGUGGUGUCGAGACAAUUUUCGAGCAUUCAUUGACAAAGAUCAUUGGCCUCCUAAUAGCCCUGAUUUAAAUCCUUUGGAUUAUUCAAUAUUGGAUGAGUUUGCUCGCGUUAUCCAUUGGGAUAAAGUCGAAUGUAAAAAAAACUCUAAUUGAAGAACUUAAACGAUCUGUUAAAAAAAUUCGACCGGCAGUUGCGUUUGAAAGUUGCAUAUCUUAGACUAAAUGAUAGCAUCGCUUGUCGAAAAAUAACGGUUGUUAUUUAUGUUAGUAAAAAAGCUCUGCUUUUGUGGGGCAUCUAAAAGCGAAUCUUUAAAAAAAAUACAGGUCUACACAUUGAAAUUUGGAAAACAUAUUUAAAAAAUCCUGAGAGUAACAUUUAACCUGGGCCAGCCGUUACGAUUACUAUAGAUAUCACUCAGUCUCGAUCCUAACAGGGAUUUUCGAAAGAAAUUUAUCUAGGUAUCUUUUUUUGUAAUAACAUCUUGACAAUUUUACAAGAUUACAUAAGAUCUAUUUAACAGACUCCAACUAUGUGUGUGCUUGCAUACUAUAUAAGAAGCUCUCGUUUUCGUGGAAAGAUGUCUUGUUUACAAUUCAAAGUAAACUAAAGUAGGAAUCAAAAGUUUAAGUCACUUUUCGUCAUUCAAUUUUCUAGAUCGAGACUCUUUCGAUAGUG